UAUUGUAAUUUCAACAAUAGAGAACAGGUGGGUGGUGGGGCCCGCCAUUAAUGUGCAGCCAGCAACAAAAACCAAAAACAAGUCUUAUUAAUGGGAUUAGACAAUUACGGAAAUGAAAACUGGCAUUGACCGAAUUAUUUUUUUCCCAGAAAAUUGAAAGUAAAGAAGAAUCUUUAGUCUUAAACAAAGCAUUGUUUGAGACUUUAAAGUCUCUGUCUUAAAUGGUGGUUGCGAGGAAGCUUCGUUCCGGUGGGUGGAUACCAGUGCCGCCCAUGCUUCUCUCUUCUCCGAUCAACAAUUUCAAUCUGUCUGUGAACGGUUCCAUCUUCUAAUACUGGGAGGAUCAAUCUUCGGCAAUUACAGAUUAGUUAUAGCACUUGUUCAUCGAUCUCCUUGAUCUUUGUUUGAUGGCUGCUAUGGGAUUCCAAGAAGCCUCCUCAACUCGGUAUUCUUAUCAUGUUUUCUUAAGUUUCAGAGGAAAAGACACCCGAAAAACCUUUACUGGUCACCUUUAUACAGCUCUGCUGCAUGCCGGAAUACGUACCUUUAGGGAUGAUGAUGAACUUGGGACAGGAGAUGAUAUCUCUUCAGAAUUAAUAAAGGCAAUCGAAGAGUCCAGGAUUUCAAUAAUUGUCUUCUCAAAAGACUAUGCAUCUUCAACAUGGUGUCUUGAUGAACUUCUAAAGAUCCUUGAACGCAAGAAGAGCGUUGGUCAUAUAAUUGUGCCUGUGUUCUACCAUGUGGAUCCAUCUGAUCUAAGGUGGCUAAAGGGGAGUUUUGCAGAAGCAUUUGCAAAACACGAAAAAAGAUUGGAGUUGGGGUCAGAUGAAAGAAAAGAGAAGGGAAUGGACAAGAUAAAGCGGUGGAAGGAAGCUUUGAGAGAAGUUGCAGAUUUGUCAGGAAUGAUAUCAAAAGAUGGGUAUGAGUCAAAUUUUAUCCAAGAAAUCGUUAAAGAGAUUAGCAACAAAUUGAAUCGCACAAUGUUAAGUGUUUGUUCCUAUCCAGUUGGAUUAGAUUCUCGUAUAAAUGACAUUAAUUUGUGGUUACAAGAUGGAUCAUAUGAAGUUGGGAUUGUGGCAAUCAGUGGUAUGCGUGGAAUAGGGAAGACAACCAUCGCGAAAACUUUAUAUAACUUGAACUUUGACAGAUUCGAAGGUAGCAGUUUUCUUGCAAAGGUUAGAGAAACAUCAGAAGAACCCAGAGGUCUGGUUCGUUUACAAAAACAACUUCUUUCUGAUAUUUUAAAGGGAAAAAAGGUAAAAAUUAGUAGUGUUGACGAAGGAAUCAUAAAGAUAAGAGAUUCUAUUUGCUGCAAAAGAAUUUUACUUAUUCUUGAUGAUGUGAAUGAACAAGACCAAUUAAAUGCAGUACUCAUAAUGAGAAGUUGGUUUCAACAAGGAAGCAAAAUUAUCAUAACAACUUCAAAUGAGCAAUUGUUGAAGGCACAUGAACUGCACAAGGUGCACAAAGUUAAGGGAUUAACUGAUGAUGAAUCAUUUCAGCUCUUCAGUUGGCAUGCCUUUGGACAAGAUCACCCCAUUGAAGGAUAUAUGGAGCACACAGAAAAUGUUGUAAAGUAUUGCGGAGGGCUUCCUUUAGCUCUUCAAAUUUUGGGUUCUUCUCUAUCUGGAAGAAGCGUAGAUGUGUGGGAAAGUGCAAUAAAGAAAUUGGAAGCAAUUCCUGACAGUCAGAUCAUAACAAAACUCAAAAUUAGCUUUGAUUCUUUAGAAGGGGACCACGACAAAAAUUUAUUCCUUGACAUUGCUUGUUUCUUUGUUGGAAUGGACCAAGAUUUUGUAAUUACAGUACUUGAUGGUUGUGAAUACUACACAAAAGUUGGGAUUGACAACCUCAUUAAAAGAUGUCUCGUAACUGUCAACAUAGACAACGAGCUGACAAUGCAUCAGUUGCUUCGAGACAUGGGAAGAGAAAUAGUACAUCGUGAAUCGCCAAAGGAGCCAUCAAAACGCAGCAGACUCUGCCAUCACAAGGAUGCCUUAAAUGUAUUGAUAGAAAAAACUGGAACAGAAAUCAUUGAAGGCCUCAUCCUCAACCUGCAUGGAAGCAAUUCUUCAGAGCGGAUUGGUCUGGGCUUCUUCUCUUGGCUCCCUGUAACUUCUACCUUGAGAGAGUCAUUUUCCACAUUAACUGAAGUGGACUUACAAACCAAUGCAUUUUCAAGGAUGCACAAUCUAAGACUGCUUCACCUUAAUAAUGUAAGGCUUGCUGGAAACUACAAACAAUUUCCUAAGAAGUUGAUAUGGUUGUGUUGGUGUGGGUUCUCUUUGGAAAUUAUACCCAUUGAGUUUUCUCUGGGGAGCGUUGUUGUUCUUGACAUGCAAAAUAGUAGCUUGAAACAAGUUUGGAAGGGAAAAAAGUUUCUCAGAUCAUUAAAAAUCCUCAAUCUCAGCCAUUCCCAUUGCCUUACUAAUACGCCUGAUUUCUCAAAUGUCCCUAAUCUUGAGAGAUUGAUUCUUAAAGAUUGCAUGAAUUUGAUCGAGGUUCAUAAAUCCAUUGGGGAAUUGGGGAGACUAGUUUUGUUGGAUCUGAAAGACUGCAAAAAUCUUAGGGAGCUUCCAUUGGAAAUUGGCCGGCUGAAAUCUCUUGAAUAUUUCAUUCUCUCUGGUUGCUCAAAGCUCUACCAGUUCCCUAGGGAACUGGGUGGAAUGGAGUCUUUGAAAAUGCUCCACGCAGAUGGAACUGCCAUAAAUCAAUCACUGUCAACAACCACUGAAGUAAGAUCAUGGCUUUCAUACUUGUGGUAUUGGGGAUCAGGGCCAAGAGAAAUUCCAGAGUACUCCAUCAGUUUUGUACUGACUUCUUUACCACGCUCGUUAACAAGCUUAUGUCUUAAAGAUUGCAAUCUAUCGGAUGAUCUUAUUCCAAGAGAUCUUGGCAACCUAUCCUUGUUGCGGCAAUUGGAUCUAAGCGGAAAUCCUAUCCAUAGUCUACGAGAGAGCAUCAAGGGUCUCACUAUGCUCCAAUCACUUGUAUUACAAGAUUGCAUAACACUCCAGUCGCUUCCGGAGCUCCCAAUGAGUUUACAGAUGCUGAAUUUAAGAAAUUGCAGGUCAUUGAAAAUGUUAAUAAAUCUACCAAAUUGGUCGAGUUCACUUCUCGUACAUCUAAGUGGCUGUGAAAAAUUACUUGAGUCUCAGAGAUUGUAUAAGUUGGAACCCAUUGGAAAAAUUGACACAAAAAUUAUGAGCAAUUUGGGCUUGUUCAGUUUGGAAUUCUUGAAAAAUGUUAAGCUGGCAUUCAGGAAAAACAUGCCUGGGGGUCGGUAUCAAUUAUUCCCUCAUGUCCUGGGGCUGACUGAAUUUGGUAUUUUUAAUACUUACGUCCCUGGGAGCGAGGUUCCAAGCUGGUACAGCUUUAAGAGCACGGGAUUUCCAAUAUGUUUUAAAGUACAACCUCCAUCUCCCAAUCUCAAGAUUGAUGGCAUGAAUGUAUGUGUUGUCUAUACGUAUAACCCCAUGGCAGAAUUUGAUAGUCCUCCUGAUCCUCCCAUGACAAGAUGUAGUAUACAUGUUAGAAAUAGGACCAAGCGUAUGGUGUGGACCUAUUGGCCAACGGUCAUAGGCAUUACUGGAAACAUUUAUACGAUGUGGUUAAGCCAUUGGAAGAUCAAGGAAGAGUUGCAAGUGGAUGAUGAAGUAGAAGUUUCAGUGGUACUCAUUCCUUUUUAUGUGAUAAAGGAGUUGGGAAUCCAUGUUGUGUUCCGCGAAGACGCUAAGGGUAUGGAAUACUACACUGUCAGCACCUCUCCUUAUUGUCAAAAUGUCGAUGAUGCAGAUGUCUAGAAAUAUCAGCUGGUGAAAAGAGGUGAAUACUUUUCUUUGCUUUGGAGAUUAUGUGUUCCAUCAUAAACACAUACAUAUCAUGGAAUGAAGAAUCCACAAGUUUGAUCCGACAGCAAUGGUUUCAGAAGGUGACAUAUAUGACUAGUGGCUGUAAGGAUAUAAAUGUGCAGCAGCAAUGGCAAUAAUGACUCACAGCUAAAAGAGAGAAUUACAGAUCUCUGCAUUAGAUAUAGGCGAGUUCCGUGGACCAUGUUGGUUUGGUGAAUGAUCAGUGUGCGGAAACAAAGCUUGAUGAUAUGUUUCCCGGUUUUGCUGUUUCUAUUUGUGUUCAGUGAAGAAUUUAGUUGAGAUAUGGUAUCAUUGCUUUAUUUAGUUGGAAUGUGGAAUUUGUAACACACUUUGUAUCUGCCAUUUCUCAAUCUAUUGCAUCUACCUUCUCUCCUUUCCAUGAA
Messenger RNA from Cornus florida, 4255 nucleotides. RefSeq names its product disease resistance protein RUN1-like. Gene Ontology annotation, molecular function: protein binding; ADP binding. Gene Ontology annotation, biological process: defense response; signal transduction. The coding region runs from base 408 to 3803 and encodes 1131 amino acids. The transcript has 8 exons. NCBI's taxonomy places the organism in Eukaryota, Viridiplantae, Streptophyta, Magnoliopsida, Cornales, Cornaceae. The record is from RefSeq and is a predicted model, not a curated record.